Coregonus clupeaformis (lake whitefish) is the source of this 2140-nucleotide messenger RNA. RefSeq names its product transmembrane protein 198-like. Gene Ontology annotation, cellular component: plasma membrane. Bases 672 to 1688 code for a protein of 338 amino acids. The record is from RefSeq and is a predicted model, not a curated record. The transcript has 5 exons. Lineage: Eukaryota; Metazoa; Chordata; Actinopteri; Salmoniformes; Salmonidae.
GGGAGAGGGACAGAGAGAGGGACUCUCUCGCGGAGAAAAAUACUAUUUAAAAAUAAAGGACUUUAGAUCUCGAGAGAACUAGAACCCCUUGGGUAUCGAUAUAGAGUCCACGUCAGAGAGAGGGAAAGAGGGGGUGUGUAAAGAAAAAGGGGUGAAGGGAGAGACAUUUGGCUCGCUGUAGCUAACUUUUUGCAGACGUGACUAGCUAGCCAACUGACAAACAGAUUGUUAAUACAAUGCCAUGGAAUUUAUGAAUAAACAUUAUCAACCAAGAGCUCAAGUUCACGCAAGCUCAUCCGUUGAGAUUGUAAAUAACGCCUGACCGAUUUAAUUUUGGACCGUUUUUGAAGAAGACGAGAACGGGGUUGAUUCCUUUUGAAUAGCCUACUUUUGUCGUAAAAACAGUGAAGCGACUUUUCUUGCUCACUGUAUGUGCAUUGGAACCUGUUUUUCCACUGCUGCCUCGAUGUUCUCUUGUUUUCCGUUGUGUUCAUGCCUGACAGUUCUCACGGAAACAGACCCAUAUAGCAGCUCGCAGUCGGCACCCAAGCUGUUCUGAUGGACUCCAGAUAACAGCACCACUCCUCAUCUUCCAGUCCCAACCUUUAACCCCCCACCUCCUCCUCCACCUCGUCUCCUCGGUGGUCUGGUUGGUCUGUCGGAGCCCCAGGAUGACAGACCCUAAUGGGUCUGUGGGGGAGGGCUUGGCAGAGGUGGAUGCCUGCAGCCUGGAGAUCGAGAGGAAGUAUGAGGUCAUCCCUGCCGUCAUCUGCUCCAUGUGCUGCCUAUUCGGCAUCAUCUACUGCUUCUUCGGCUACCGCUGCUUCAAAGCGGUCAUGUUCCUGUCGGGCCUGAUGUUUGGCUCGGUCAUCAUCUUCCUGCUGUGCCACAAGGAGCGGGUGCUGGACACCCAGCUGAGCGUAGAGGCCUCGGCGGGUAUUGGCCUGGGCAUCGGCCUGCUGUGUGGCCUGGUCACCAUGCUGGUGCGCUCCGUGGGCCUCUUCAUGACAGGCCUCCUUCUGGGCCUGCUGCUCGCCCUCGCCGCCCUUCUGGCUACCCACCAGUUCUACACCCCCACCACCGUCUGGGUGCCCCUGGGGGCACUGCUGGGCACGGGCAUGCUGUUCGCCGUGCUCACCCUGCAGUGGCAGAAGCUCUUUACGGUAUUGUCUACGUCCGUGUUCGGGGCAGCCAUCAUGACGGUGUGUGCUGACUACUUUGUGGAGAUGCUGGCGCUGGCCAGCCAUGUGUACGAGUGUCUGAGGCUGUCGCCGCCGCCACCGCUCUGCUGGUACAGCUGGGUGAUCCUGGGUAUCUGGCCGACACUCAGUUUCAUGGGGGUACUGGUGCAGUGGAAGCUGACGGCUGAAGGCUUCUCACACACUGAGGUCAUCAUCAGCAGGAGGCAGAAGCGGGUCCAGUUGAUGCGGAUCAGGCAGAAAGAUGCCAAGAAGCGGCAGCAGAGCGGUGGGCAGGAGGGCACUUACCGUCGCAAGCCUACCCCUGUCAAACGCUACGCCGGAGACCUGCUGGCACCGAGUUACCUGCAGAGUCUGAGGGACAGACAGAUGGGCACAGGCAACUCCCUCAGCAGCCUGGGCACUGCCAACCACACCAUGAUUGACUUUGACUACGAGACUGGCUCCACCGUGCCCCUCACCGCCACUACACCGGUCAUCAGGGUCUGACGCACUGAGGGACAAGCAGGGGACCAACCACUUGUUUCUUGACCCUCCUCCACAGUUCUCCCAAUGUUGACCCUACAUACUGCUAUUUUAGGGCCUCAGCUCUUAUUUAGGCAAUGUUCGAGUCUAUUGAAUAGCGAAUCUACCUUCCAUUGAGAUGGAAUAGAGCCUUGAAUGCUGUCCAAGUGAAGAUCAAUGCACCAAUAGAUCCUAGCACAACUCCAGUGUACUAUACUGUAGCUCUCAGCCUGUCAAUGCUGGACGUUUGGAAUGGCAGACUGGAGAGUGAUGGAAUGGUUCCUCUGUCUGUGAGCUGUUCCCUGAGAGCGGUUGGGGGGAUGUUUGGCCUCCUGUUUGAUGUGUGCUUUAACCACUGUGUCAAUAGACUGGGCCUGUGUAGAGAGAGAGAGAGAGAGAGAGAGAGAGAGAGAGAGAGAGAGAGAGAGAGAGAGAGA